GUUGCUACGUUGUGCAAAAGUUCUGUUGUCUUGAAAUCCACAUGACGACACAAACAGCAAGUAACACGUAGCUAGUUGCGUCAUUACGCUUACGCAAUGUUGUGCCAAAUCUGGAGGGAAAAAAUCAAGCAGCAACGUUUUAUCUGGCUAAUAAAUGAAGUCAGCGGAGGAAACAAAGAUUCGGAGGUUCGUUUCUGGACAACUCCGUGAUUGUUCUGACCUAAGCACAUUGACUCUUGGCAUCUUAAGAGGGCGGUAUUUGGCAUGUGUUGGCCGGGACUCACUAAACCAGGAGGACAGACAGUUGAUGAAGAGAGUGGUAGAGGAGGAACUGCUGAGGAUGCAGGUAAAGAUGUUUGACAGUGACAGCAGUGACAAUGAAGCCAUUAUCCACGUUACGCCGACGCCUCUCCACAACAAACGGAAGAGGGGUGAGGAGGAGGGGAAAGGAGGCAGGACCAAAGCAGAUGGAUCCAAGGCAAAGAGAUCUCGGCUUCAGUCGGCCCAAUCAGAUUCCCCAGAUUCUGGACUCGAGAGAGUGGGAAAUCGAGAAAGGCAGAUGGUGGAAGAAGAGGAGGGGAAGGACAUGGGAAGUGUUGAGCAAGUUUCCCAAAUCGGCACCAAGAAAAACAAAGGGGGACACAAAGGAGUACACAAUGGUGGGAAGAAUGAAACUAGCUCAGAAAAUGAUGUUGAGAUCAAAACGGUGAAUCGGAGGAAGAGAGAACAUGACUCUGAAGUUGAGGAAGAAGAUUUUGAGGAGAACAAAAAGAGGAAACGAGAUGAAACCCACAAACAGGAAAAGGACAAAGUCAAUUCAGAAAGUGACUCUGAAGAGGAUAAAAAAAGAGCGGGAGGAAAAGAAAAUGUCGAUGUGAAAGUGAAAGUGCAGAGCAAGUGUUUGAAAAGGAGGGAGAGUGGAAAUGAGGUAAAGGGAAAACCAUUGCAGAGAAGAGAAAGAGUGCAGGUUGUUGGGAGUGACUCAGAGUACAUUGGAGAGGCUGAAGUAAUGGCGCAGAAAGGGGUAAAAAUACAAAGAAAUGACAACGACUCCAGGUCAGAGAGUGAGGGAGAAAGGAAUGACGGUACAUCUUCAGAGGAAGCCAGCGGGGGAGAGGAUGAAACCCAAGAAGUGAUGGCUAAGACAAAGGAUGAGCCAGCCCAACACUCUGACUCUGGCUCAUCCCUCCCAUCAUUGGAGGACGAACAGGAAAGUGAGGUCAGGCCAGAACAGAUGAAAAAGAGGAAGUCUGUGGCGAAGCGGCCAAUAAAGGGUGAGAGCAGUGAGCGUGGAUCCAAAGGUGGAAAGGACAACACGGCGGUAGCCAGGCUGAAGCGUUACAUCGCCCUCUGUGGUGUGAGACGGAACUACAAGAAGCUCCUGGAUGGCUGCUGCUCCAUCAAGUCAAAGGUGGCUGUGCUGAAGAGGGAGCUUGAAGAACUGGGUGUCGAAGGCCAGCCUUCUAUAGAGAAGUGUAAGAAAGCCAGACUUAAGAGAGAGGAGGCUCAGGAGUUGGCAGACCUCGACGUCUGCAACAUCAUAACUACACAAGGUCGUCCAAAGCGGAGAGGGGUGUCCAUAUGGCAGCAACAGUCCUCCCCUCCAUCCUCUGCUUAUAAGCGUGUAGUCAACUCAAGCUCAGACAGUGAAGAGGACAGUCACGCAGGCAGGGGGCGCAAGAGAGCCACAGACUGGAGUAAUCUGCAGGGGAUCAUCAGUGAUGACGCAGACAGCAACUGACAGGCUUUGCUCUUCUGGUCAGGAGGAUCAAGUUGCCUCCAGACUAAAGUCUUCACAGGUCCAAAAAGUUGGACCAGUACCGAAAUGGACCUUGGGCUUUCCCACCCGGACCCGAUAUGCAUAAAACAUUCUAGACCCGUUCCUGGUCGGCUCCACAUCCGAUCCGAAUGAGAAAAGAAACAGAAAAUUAUUUUAUUUUUUAAGCUACUUUAUUCUGGAAACGAACCCGACCGGGUAUUUGGGUACAGAUGGGUCCGUGAAGACCUUCACUUUUGCAUUUUCCUCUACAUUAUGGAAGCUUAGUUGUUGGUUGUUUUACUGCUCAUUUAGCUUAAUGUUGUCUGUAUGGUUCUCAGAUACACAUGAUUAAGGUCUAGAUUCAAUCACACCAGCAAUGGCAAACACUUGCAUAGCAGAUGUUUUGGUGGUGUCAGAGAUGGAACUGUGUUUGUGCUGUCAAAUCUGUGAGCAGCUGCUGUUGCAGUCAUUGUCACAAAGCCACUGGUAUUAAAGUCCACAAUGAGGAAGUGUCGGCUAUAUAGAAAUAAUUACACUCAAAUUGAAAAUCAUUAACGAAAUAAUGAGGAUUUGUAUCAUCCUAAUCGAGGUGUAGAUUGCAUCUCACAUUCCAGUGUUCGAACUUGUAAACAAGGCUGAAUGGAAUUUCUGUUAUGAGUGACUCCGUGCAGCCAAUGGCAAAGUCCACAUUAGGUGUAAUGCUUGGAGCCACUAGUGGAUUUGACAGCUUUAAAACAGUUCGACCUCUGACACCACUUGCUUUCUGAAGCGGAUCUGAUUGAAUAGAGCCCUAAAUCAGUUUCUUCCCUCAUUAAAACACUUAGUUGUAGGCUAAACAAACCUUUGCAAUAUAAGCUUUUGCCUUAAUUACUUCAGUGUUGCCAUGUACAAAGAAAAAAGGUAUAUUCUUGUAUAUAGGUACGCAAAUGUGACUUUUCCUUCUAUUGCCGUACAGUUUGAGACACGUUAGGUUAGCUGUUGAGUCAAGUGUGUGAUUUAUUAAUAUUAGUGCUGUGUUCUGUUCCAUUUAAGUCAUGAACCAAUAAAGCUUUAGAUUUGUAUAAA
Messenger RNA from Oncorhynchus masou masou (cherry salmon), 2824 nucleotides. RefSeq names its product HIRA interacting protein 3 (gene hirip3). The transcript has 8 exons. Gene Ontology annotation, cellular component: nucleus. Lineage: Eukaryota; Metazoa; Chordata; Actinopteri; Salmoniformes; Salmonidae. The coding region runs from base 155 to 1741 and encodes 528 amino acids. The record is from RefSeq and is a predicted model, not a curated record.